CGGGACCGGCCCGAGGGGCUGCGCGCAGAGGCGGUGGUGCAGCCUGCAGCACCCGCCAGCUGCGGCGGCCGGGGACCCUGGACCCCUCCCCACGCGAGCUCAACCCACUUAGGAGAUGGGGCCGCGGAAGGGAACCCCCCAGGAGCCCUCAACCCUCCAACCCUGAUCUGAGCCUUGGAGAAGAGAACUGUGGGGAAGGGGAGGACCGGGCAAUUAAGGCGACUUUCGGAACAUAGAAGGAGAGAAGGAAGGAACAAAGCCCCUCCCACCCAAGGAUGACACUAAACACCCAGCAAGACACAAAAACCCCCCUGCGUCGGCGAGCCAGCACGCCACUGACCCUGUCUCCCCGGGGCCACCAGCCUAGCCUCCUGUGUGCAGCACCUUCCACAAAAUCCCAGCAUCCCCGGCUGGGCCAGUCAGCCUCCCUCAAUCCUCCCACCCGGCAACCUUCGCCUGCCCCCAAUGGUUGGUCCUCUGAAUCCAGUGACUCCGAAGGCUCCUGGGAGGCUCUCUACCGCGUGGUACUGCUUGGAGACCCUGGCGUAGGGAAGACCAGCCUGGCCAGCCUCUUUGCCGGGAAGCAAGAGCGGGACCUCCAUGAACAGCUGGGAGAAGAUGUGUACGAGAGGACCCUCACGGUGGAUGGAGAGGAUACCACGCUCGUGGUCAUGGACACCUGGGAGGCUGAGAAACGGGAUGAAAGCUGGAGCCAGGAUUCGUGCCUGGAGGUGGGCAGCGCCUAUGUCAUUGUGUACUCCAUCGCGGACAGAGGCAGCUUCGAGAGUGCCUCUGAGCUCCGCAUUCAGCUGCGGCGCACACAUCAGGCGGACCACGUGCCCAUCAUCCUGGUAGGCAACAAGGCUGACCUGGCCCGCUGCCGGGAAGUCUCCGUGGAAGAGGGCCGCGCCUGCGCAGUGGUGUUCGACUGCAAAUUCAUCGAGACAUCGGCCACGCUGCAGCACAACGUGGCCGAGCUCUUCGAGGGCGUGGUGCGCCAAUUGCGCUUGCGCCGCCGGGACAGCGCGGCCCCCGAGACAUCAGCCCUCCGAAGGCGGGCGAGCCUGGGCCAGCGGGCUCGGCGCUUCCUGGCCCGCCUGACGGCCCGCAGCGCCAGCCGUCGGGCGCUCAAGGCCCGCUCCAAGUCUUGCCACAACCUGGCGGUGCUCUGAAGCCGCGUGCCCCUCGCCCCCAGGGCUAGCGGAACAUUGGGCGCAAUCUGAGCUCCACCGAUGCCAUCGAGGGGCCACGACGUAGUUGCCUGGAGUCUGCACAGUGGGCGGUGCCUGCCUGCUGCCCCGAGGACUGGAGCAUCUCCCCUAGCCGCAGCUUCAGGCACCCCUCCACCCUGGGAAGCAGUGGACAGACUAUGGGACCGAAGCCUCAAAGUGGACACAGAGUAGGUUUUGGUUUUUGUUUUUAUGCGCCGCAAGCCUUUUUGUAAAAAUCUUUGUCCCUGGGCUCUGGCCAACUCCACACAAUAAACCAGACCAGAAGGGUAUCCAGUCUGAAUGCCCAGACCUCUUCUUUUGGGCUC
Molecule: messenger RNA, 1537 nt
Organism: Lutra lutra (Eurasian river otter)
Lineage: Eukaryota; Metazoa; Chordata; Mammalia; Carnivora; Mustelidae
Gene: REM1
Product: RRAD and GEM like GTPase 1
Exons: 6
Coding region: 276-1172 (298 amino acids)
Biological process (GO): negative regulation of high voltage-gated calcium channel activity
Cellular component (GO): plasma membrane
Molecular function (GO): GTP binding; calcium channel regulator activity; GTPase activity
Source: RefSeq, a predicted model, not a curated record